AUGAACGACGACGACUACGAAGUGAACGAUAACUUUUGGAGUGAUUUCUGGCCGAACGAUUGCAGCCCCGAGGCCUUACAGCUAGCUUUGACCAUGAAGGAGUCUGGCAUCGCCAUCCGCCCAACACAGUAUGGCUUCGAGGUCAACCAGGAACCAGGCCGUCCACAUCCCAUCAUAGGCGACUCCCCGAAAUGCUGUCCAGAUUCUAAGCACUGGACCAUGGACGACGGUGACUGGGUCUGCGUUGGGUGUGGUGCGGUGUACGCGCAGAACUUUUUUCACGCACCCGCGCAACCAGCUUUGGCUCCACUACUUCCUCCUACUGACCUGGUGGUCAAUGGCAAUCUCGUUCUGCCGCCCAUGUCUUGCUGCCUGAAGCCUGACCCUCGUCGGGAAGAUGGAGAUGAGCGGACUCUGUGCGACCGUUGUGGCCAGGAAUACUUCGAUUAUAAAUAUGAUGAAGAGUUUCAGAAAGCGAUCGAAGCAGGCGAGGGAUUUGGUACUGGUGGGCCGACGUCUGGUGAGUCAGGGCAAUCGAUGGGUCAGCAAGCGGAGACUUACUGGAGGAACCAAGCCGAUUCAUACAUGUACGCUCUUCGUGACGCAGCAUAUUCGAACCACGCUCCUCUUUCGUCGGGAUCAGCUACUGGAUCGAGUGACUUCCAGGCAUCCACCGCCUUGACACGUCGUCGUCUACGGCCCACGCGUUCUGUAGACGAUAUUCUAGCAUUGGAAGACGAAGACGAUAAGAAUCUUGCGGCUUCUCUCUCUGUACCUUCCUUCAACCCAAUCCUUCCGCCAGCUCCACCAGUCAAUGAUCCCACCCCAGGACCUUCAAAGCCCAAGGCGAGACGCGCGAUUGAACCACCUCCUAUCACCUACAACGUUCCGGUGCGACCCCGUCGGCCUAGAUCUCGCGCGCCCACUCACUGCCUCACCUGUAUGGCAGAAAAGAGUAUCCGCAACAUGGACUGCAACCUCUGUCACCAGUGUCACUCCGAACGUCAUACCACCGGCAGGUGCAAGAUGUUGAAGCCCAAGUUCCACAAGUUCAUGGAACUUUCUGUUGAGCUACGUCAGCGCAUUUAUGCGCUCGCGCUCGAUACAGAUCGACCCAUCAGGCCUCAUCUGUGCGACUAUACCGGCGACCAGGUCGUUCAGUUCCACGACGACAAUGCAGAACAUCACUUCGCGACCAGCGAUCUCCUCGGUAUCACCCGCGUCAGCAAGCAGGUCCGCGAGGAGUCACUUCCCAUGUUCUACUCCACAAACACCUUCUCCAUCGGCUAUGAUACCUCGACUUAUUUCGACCGCCUCGCGUACCUGGGCCGCUUCCACAUGGUUCGCCACGUCCGGUUCCAAAUCGAUAACCGCAAGGAGUCCAUGUCUCCCAGCAUCCUGCGCCGCAUGAACCAGUACAUCAAGGAAGCAGACGUCUACGAGAAGCAGCUGACCGGCCCCGUUGGCCAGCAUAUCUCAUCGCUGAAGAAGCAUCCCCAGUACCUCUACGGCGGCUGCCCCGAACUCAACACGCUCAUCACACUCAUGAAACUCACCUCCCGCCUCGACAACCAGACCAAAAACCAGUACGAAGGAAAAGGCAAAGGCAAAGCCACCUCCGCCACCCCCACCCCACCCUUCCACUCCAAGCUCGUCGUCCCCGUCUCCUCCGUACCCAACUUCAUCGCCUACACCGCCUACAAAUGGUUCCCGCCCGUCAUGUACGGCCUCGGCAUCCAACUGCACUACGUCGACAACACUCCUUUUGCCUUUGUCGACGGCGGUACCGUCGGCAUUACGUGGGAACAGCGCUUGCAGAAGAAGGAUUUUGGCGAUAUCCCUGAUUACGUUGAUCCGGUUGAUAGUAGCGGGCAGACGGCGGCGUAUAAGAUGGCGCUUAGACUGGAUCCGGGGUUGGAGGGGAGGCAGAGGCCGAAGGCUUGGGCGUAUCUGAGGGAAACUUGUACGGGCGGGAAUUACGCGUGGUUUGAUUUGCCGACUGAGGGGGGUGGGGUUGGGUAUUAG
Molecule: messenger RNA, 2025 nt
Organism: Alternaria novae-zelandiae
Lineage: Eukaryota; Fungi; Ascomycota; Dothideomycetes; Pleosporales; Pleosporaceae
Exons: 2
Coding region: 1-2025 (674 amino acids)
Source: RefSeq, a predicted model, not a curated record